AUGAAGUCUCUCCGAUUCCUUAGUGCCGAAGCAUUCGUGUCAAAUGAAGAGUUUGCCAGGAAGAGUCUCAGCGUUGUUGCCCAUAAUCUUUUUCCUCUUCUUUUUAAAGCCAGCUACUUACUGGAGCAAGGGCAAGUGAUUCAUGACUUGGUAGAGAACUGGCCACUUGUUGACUUUAACAUGGGAAAACUUUUGGGAGCUACUGUGGACUACCAGGAAGACUUGAGCCAUAGAACAUGCUCAGUGUGCUUGGAAAGCUGUCUAACAGGGCUGAGAGACUAUGUGCUGAAUAAUUUUUCUCCCUACAGGAAAAGGUUGAAAGUGGUUGACCUGACAGGUAUAAAAGAUGUUGAAGUUCAGUUUUGUGAGUGCAAGAAGACAAUGGGCAGGUGGGCCAGGACGCAGCUGCUCUCCAAGCUUUGUUUAGAAUUGGUGGUUUACCUGCAACAAGCACAGUGCAAUCCAGGUACAUUUGAAACCAGUAUUGAUGUGCUAAUUGACUUGUUUGUUACAGAGAGGAACUAUGAGCUGGUCCUGGAGGCCCUGUUGAAGAAAUGCUGUUGUCCACUGAAGAUCUGCUGUGUAGCAUUCAGAUCUGACAACCUGACCCUGCAGAAAUUCUUCUACAUCAUAAAACUCACGGAUCCCUCUUUGUUGCGCAAACUGGAAAUAGUUCACAAUGUUCGCUUGGAAAUGGAACACUUGGAAAUACUCUUCAACAGUAUCCACUUCCCUCUAUUGAUGUCCUUGACCUUGCCAGCACGAACAUUUAAUGUGCAGAGGUUCACAGCUACAGAUGAACAGAUGCUUACUAAUAUUGGAGAAAAGUUGGGUGAAAUGACACACCUCACUGAGCUGUGUAUGUCAUUUUCUAUACUCACAGGAAGAAUACAGAAACUGCUCAGCCCAUUAAAAACUCCACUGAAGAUGCUGGAUGUUUCUAACUGCUCACUGAACCAUGCUGAUAUGGCCUAUUUAGCCAAUAGCUUCCAUGCUAAUCACUUAGAAGCCCUGGACCUGAGUGGUCAUGAUAUACCUGAACUUUACCCAUCAACAUUCUUUAAGCUGCUCAGCCAUUCCUCUUCAGUGCUCAGAAGUCUUACCCUGGAGGACUGUAACAUCCAAGAUACUCAUGUCAACAUGUUGAUUUUAGGUUUAAGCCCUUGCCAGAAAUUACAUGAGUUCAAGUUUGUGGGAAACCCACUGUCAUCCCAAGCACUUAAACAUCUUUUCACAUUUCUCUGUGAAUUGCCAAUGCUGAAAAAUGUGGAGUUCCCAGUUCCAAGGGACUGCUACCCUAUUGGCAUCACCUACCCCAUUGAUGAUGCCAGUGUUUGCAGAUUUGAUCACCAAAAAUACGAAAGUAUAGCAGAGGAUCUUAACCUCAUUUUACUGCAAGCAAAUAGGGAGGAUGUGAAGGCUUCAACACCACUCUUUGGGAGUUAUGAUGCAGCUGUUCAGGAGACAAACAACGAACUGGGAACUUACUUGAUCAAGUCCUUCAAAGAGACUUUAGAAAAGUUCACUACUUCUUUUAACAAAAUGAGUUAAAGUUGUAACAUAGUGGUGAUGAUAAUGCUCUGUCAAAUCAGAAGUUAGUUUAAUUUUUCCUGGAACUGCACCUUCAAUCAUCAGUCAUGUAUUUUCUUUAAUUUUUCAGCUGAAUUUAUUAUUGUUUGAAUAGCCUCUGAUCACCUGAGUUAUUGUAACUUAUGAUAUAUUUAUUGCAUGCACCUUACAAAGCACUACAUGCUCACAAGAGGGGAGGACACUUAAUAGCUUAUUAUUUUAUACAAAAGAACUUUGUUUCUCAGUAUAGCAAUAAGUAUUUAAGCUUGGCUGAUUUCUUAUGCAGGUUCCUCUGGAUUUGGCAAUGAGGCUUGCAGCCCUGCAAAAAAGGCAGGAAAGUCCUUUCUCAAGUCCAGCAGGAUGUCCCAAAGGUUGUGCACAUAUCCUUAUCUGUGGCUCCUGAAAUUAAUUUUUUUUUGCCCUGGGCCUUCUGAAUUCACCAAUCUGUGUUUUAUCCAGUACACUCCCAAUAGUGGGGGACAUGCAACAGCCUCCACGUCCCUGUGCCUCUCUUUCUUGUGCAGAGGCAGGAACAAUAAACACAAUUUUUCUAAUAUAUUGUGCUGGUGAGGACUAAAAUUCCAUACCAAGGAGGUGGCAAACCAAGCGGUUGGCUGACAGGAGAGGA
This is a messenger RNA of Pipra filicauda (Wire-tailed manakin), 2197 nucleotides long. It is a transcript of the gene LRRC14B, whose product is annotated as leucine rich repeat containing 14B. The coding region runs from base 1 to 1551 and encodes 516 amino acids. The record is from RefSeq and is a predicted model, not a curated record. Gene Ontology annotation, cellular component: cytoplasm. The transcript has 2 exons. NCBI's taxonomy places the organism in Eukaryota, Metazoa, Chordata, Aves, Passeriformes, Pipridae.